UUCCUAUUAGAUCAUCCGAGAGUAGAGGAUCUAUGCCAAAUGGUCUGACAACAUCCAUGAAGAGAGUUGUUAAGCAGUUUACAGCUCCAAAAGUUUCAAGGCAUUAUCCAUCAGAAGUGGUCUUUUUCCCAUAUGAUCUCUUCAUCAGACUUUACAACUGUGACAAAGUGGAACUGCGCCCUUGUGGUCUUACUAACUGUGGCAACAGCUGUUAUGCAAAUGCUGUGCUCCAGUGCUUGGCAUUUACGCGGCCCCUUGCUGCAUAUCUUCUUGAAGGACUUCAUUCAAAAACAUGUCCAAAGACAGAGUGGUGCUUUGUCUGUGAACUUGAAAGACUAUUGAUGAUGGCAAAGCAAGGAAAAUCUCCUUUGUCCCCUGCUGGAAUUCUUUCUCAUUUAAGCAACAUUGGUAGUAAUUUUGGUCAUGGAAGAGAAGAAGAUGCCCAUGAAUUUUUAAGGUAUGCUAUUGAAGCAAUGCAAUCUGCAUGCCUCAAGGAAGCUGGGACAAAUGUAACUGGCCCAUUAGUUGAAGAGACAACACUUAUACAACUAAUUUUUGGUGGUUACCUGCGGUCAAAGAUAAGGUGCAUGAGAUGUCAAGGAAAAUCUGAGCGUUGUGAACGAAUGAUGGAUCUUACUGUCGAAAUAAAUGGGGACAUUGGUACCCUUGAAGAAGCACUUUCUCGUUUUACAGCUACUGAGAUUUUGGAUGGAGAGAACAAGUACCAGUGUGACAGGUGUAAAUCAUAUGAGCGAGCAAAAAAGAAAUUGACGAUAUUGGAGGCUCCUAACAUCCUUACUAUUGCAUUGAAACGUUUUCAGUCUGGUAAAUUUGGCAAGCUCAACAAAUCUAUCCGGUUCCCUGAGUACCUGGAUUUAGCUCGUUAUAUGAGUGGAACAGAUGACAUCCCUGUUUAUAGGCUCUAUGCGGUGGUUGUUCAUCUGGAUAUCAUGAAUGCUUCUUUUCUGGUCCACUAUGUGUGUUAUGUGAGGGCUACGCAGGGCAAGUGGUACAAGACUGAUGACAGCACUUAUAUUUAUAAUCUGGGAACCUUUGUGAAACCUGUGGAGCUUGAAAGAGUCUUGUCAAAAGGCGCAUACAUGCUUCUUUAUGCGAGGUGCUCACCUCGUGCUCCAAGUUCAAUAAGGAAAGCACUGUCCCAUGAGCAACUACAGAAAAAAAAGAUCAAGGAAAUGAAGAUCAAACCCAAUUCCAUGUACUUACAACGCAGUUCGUCAAUUGCACAUCGGAGGAGCCUGUUUCACUCACAGCGGUCCAUGGAUGAUGCUGCCAAUUUUCAACCAUAUGAUCUGUUUGAUGAAAGAAUCCGUCCUCCCAAAAUAGAUUCGUCCAGCGACAGUUCUUCCCUUUUCAGCUGCUCGUCUGAGGGGUCUGGUAGCACUGAGAGCACAAGGGACUCGAUCAGUACUGAUGAGUACUCUGAAUACUUAUUUGGAGAGUCUGACCGGAUUGGUUGGAACAGUCCUUUAAGAUCUUCCGAGGACUCGGAUGGCUUCAAUUACUCUCCUUCAAGUACCCUGAGAAGCAGCGAUUCCACAUCGACUCUCAGUUCUUCAGGAUGGGAGGCAAACCGGGUGGAGGUUGUGAGGAUUGAGGAUAGGAAGCGUCAGGACAGCAGAGAAGGGUUUUUGGAGGGCAACAUGAGCCCUUCCUUUUUGUACCCUGACUCGGUUAAGCAGUGUACAAAGUUGACAGCAGAACUUAGGACUACAGGGACUGACCGGGUUAACCCUAAUGAGGUGAAGCCCAAUGUGUUAUUUAGAAAGUCUAAGGAAAGAGCAGCCCAGACAUUUUAUUGAUGGUU
Molecule: messenger RNA, 1825 nt
Organism: Phoenix dactylifera (date palm)
Lineage: Eukaryota; Viridiplantae; Streptophyta; Magnoliopsida; Arecales; Arecaceae
Source: RefSeq, a predicted model, not a curated record